Molecule: messenger RNA, 2448 nt
Organism: Didymosphaeria variabile
Lineage: Eukaryota; Fungi; Ascomycota; Dothideomycetes; Pleosporales; Didymosphaeriaceae
Exons: 4
Coding region: 1-2448 (815 amino acids)
Source: RefSeq, a predicted model, not a curated record
AUGGACGCGACUAGGAAAGCCGAUAUCGCGCGUGCAGUCAAUACUCUGGGUGUCAUACUGGAUAUAUUCACCCGUCUUGGAGCCAGGUACGACUACGAGACGCUACGGUCUCAGAUCUGUGUUAUCCGCCACUCUGAGAUUGACCGUCGCGUGGCCUUUGCUCUGCAUCCUGAAACCAGUAUACUGUCUCGACUCUCAUUCGCCCCAGGUAUCUCUGUUUCGUGCGUGACUUUGACAAAAAAGAUCUUUGAAACAGUAAGAGUAGAAGAAUAUCUCAGAGAACAUGGAGACGAUGUUGACCUUGAGUUUAUCUUUGUCUCCUAUACACGCCUGCAGUUCAGAGUUGCUACAGAACAAGAGAUCGCCAAUUACGACUACCCGAGUGAGGACGAACGAGAAGCGAAUCGGCAAGUUGCGCGAAAAGAUCGUCAGCAACUAAUCGAUUAUGGCAUUGAUGCCGCGCAGCGAGCUGGUAAAAGGGCUUUUUGGCUCGACUUUGAAUGCGUUCGAAAUGAAGAUGGUGUUGCACGGUCUACGAGUAGUAGCGAUGACGUUUAUCGUAUCUGCGAUAUUGUCAGAGCAGCGCAUUCCAUGAUCAUCGCUAUUGGUCCCUCAGCUUCUGAAAAGGUCUCGGCGAUCCUCAAGGGAGAAGAUGCCCCCCGACUUUGUUCGUGGGAGAGUUACUCCAUGGUUACGUCAAUGGGGUUCUCGAUUGUGGACCUAUACGUCGUUGGGGAUAACUCUGAUCCCAAGUCCAUGGCUAAGCGGAACUUUGCUGAGCGUGCGUGGGAUGAUGCCGACGCUGUCAAGGAGCUCGUCGAUCAUUUUGAAGGCUCAGCUAUUCUUACUCAACUGCAUCUCAUCGAGGCUGCCCUUACAUGCUUCAGCCGACGAAAGACGGACCAAUUUAGUCAGGGCGAUAUCGCCUAUGCCAUUAUGGGGCUUUUCCCAAGUCGUCAACGCCCAGCAGUCGACAAAGGAGAUUCGGAUUUCCAGGCCUUUGUGAAGCUUUCCCUAGCCAACGAUAGCGGUGCAUUUCUGGAGCGCCUUAUAUGCCUUUCUCCAUCACCGGGUGCUUCUUGGCACGAGACAGCAGAUCGUUGGGGUGUCAAACUCAGCGAUGUCCAACCCAUCAACAAAGUCACAGGUGUGGUGGCAUCUGACAUUAUCUUGCUGGAUGGAGUGUAUGGGGCAGUGAUAGAAUGGGAUAACCUCAAGGCUGAGGCACUUGUUGACACACGACGUCUUUCGCAACUUCUCAUGAUGUUCAACAUCUAUAGUGUCACUUUGACUCGGACCGCUUUUCUGGUGGGACUUACAGUUACUAUGGUCAUCUCAUCGACUCGAAGUGGCGUGGCGAUGGAUCCCCGAAACUGGAUCAUAUACGUUCUUCCGUUUGUAACGGUCUUCGCUCUAUUCGCCCCUCAUCUUCUCGUUUCAAUUCGAAGUUCUACUGGCAAGCCACUCAAGCCUCGACUAAUUGGCAUUGAAGGAAUGGCAGAUGCCUCAACAGUAGAGACAUAUCUCUGGGGUUUCAACCAUGGGCGAUUCAAGAGCACAACUCCUCAAUCCUACUCAGAUACUCCCGGAAGGCCUCAGGCGUCGUCUACCGCAGCUGGUGACUUCCUUUUCACCCUUGUCGACACCUACAUGAUGACAGUUACACACUUCCACUGUCAGGUACCGCCAGUCGCUAUGCUCUUACUUGGAGAAGAGACUGAAAUGCAACGUGCGGUACUCUGCUCAUAUUACUGGAGACAACAGACGUUCCACCGUCAGACGGUCCUCCGAGAAGGUCCCCGAGACCUUGACCAGAUGCAUCGCAUCAACAAAGUACGCUUCUCACUUAGCCAAUCACCUCAGGGUUCGAACCAACCCCUCAACGUUGGUGUCUCAGAAGCGAACCACGAAGUAGAUAUCGAGGUCAACACCGCCAGACACGAAGUCACAGUGCAAGAAGAGAUGAAGAACGAUAGACCUACUUGGAAGGCUGAGCUAUUGUUUUUGCUGUUGUGUACUGAACUGUCACUGCGACUGCUCAUAUGGACAUUCCUGGGCGACAGGAUCCGAGGAUGGACAGGGCUAGCCCUGAUAUACCAGCCUUUCGAUGCCUUGAGAUUCCUGAGGUACCAGCCAUUCGUUGUUGUCAUGGUGAUGAUCAGCACAGCGCUGUUCUUACUCCCCACGACUAUCGGUAAAGAUAUCAUUGGUCGCCCAGUAGAAGUCAGCUGGUUGGCUGCUCACCAGAAGAUCUUCCUUGCUCGACAUGCGGCAACCUCUAAGUAUGUUCUUAAGGACAUGAUGGGGAUACAGCAGCCUAGACAGGUAAGUGCAGCCAUGGAUAAGGUUGUCACUGUUCUAAUGAGUCUACCAGUCCAUCAUUAUGCGAUGCAUUCGACCGUUAUUAUUCUUCGGAAUCUCUUUAAUGACAACCCUAGAUUCUCAUGA